Penicillium chermesinum is the source of this 675-nucleotide messenger RNA. RefSeq names its product bifunctional thymidylate/uridylate kinase. The coding region runs from base 1 to 675 and encodes 224 amino acids. Gene Ontology annotation, biological process: dTTP biosynthetic process; dTDP biosynthetic process; dUDP biosynthetic process. The record is from RefSeq and is a predicted model, not a curated record. Gene Ontology annotation, molecular function: ATP binding; dTMP kinase activity. Lineage: Eukaryota; Fungi; Ascomycota; Eurotiomycetes; Eurotiales; Aspergillaceae. Gene Ontology annotation, cellular component: cytosol; nucleus; cytoplasm. The transcript has 2 exons.
AUGGCCAGCCAGCCAACACACUCGUUGACGCGACGCGGCGCACUCAUUGUCGUGGAGGGACUCGACCGCGCGGGCAAGUCGAGCCAGUGUGAGCUCCUACAAAGCUUUCUUAGAGAACAUGGAAGAGCUGUGAAGUACAUUCGUUUCCCAGACAGGUCAACGCCUAUCGGAAAGCUCAUAGAUAGCUAUUUACGCGGCUCGGCCAACCAAGACGACCACUCCAUCCACCUCCUGUUCUCAGCCAAUCGCUGGGAGAUCGCGAAGAGCAUUGAAGUGGAUAUCGCGAGCGGCAUCACUGUCAUAGUGGACCGCUACUCUUAUUCCGGGGCUGUGUACUCUGCCGCCAAGGCCAACCCCACGCUUUCCCUCGAGUGGGCAUGGCAGCCAGAGAUCGGGCUUCCUCGUCCAGAUAUCUGUCUCUUCCUUAGCAUCUCGGCCGAGGAAACUGCCAAGCGGGGGGGCUUCGGUGCGGAGCGAUAUGAAAAUGAAGCAAUGCAGACUCGCGUGCGCGAUCUUUUCCGCUCACUGUUCGACCGCCAAGAAGAUGUUGAGGUUAUUGACGCCGGGAGAUCACUGGAGGAGGUAUCCCGAGAUAUGCAGGCUGCGGUGACAGCUUGCUUCGAUCGGCUGGACGCAAUUGGUCCGUUAAGGGCGAUGGAAGGGCUUGCCAACUAA